This is a messenger RNA of Colletes gigas, 2969 nucleotides long. It is a transcript of the gene hay, whose product is annotated as general transcription and DNA repair factor IIH helicase subunit XPB. Gene Ontology annotation, biological process: transcription initiation at RNA polymerase II promoter; nucleotide-excision repair. Gene Ontology annotation, cellular component: transcription factor TFIIH holo complex; transcription preinitiation complex; nucleotide-excision repair factor 3 complex. Lineage: Eukaryota; Metazoa; Arthropoda; Insecta; Hymenoptera; Colletidae. The transcript has 14 exons. The record is from RefSeq and is a predicted model, not a curated record. The coding region runs from base 132 to 2519 and encodes 795 amino acids. Gene Ontology annotation, molecular function: DNA binding; ATP binding; 3'-5' DNA helicase activity.
UUUAAGAUUGAGCAGUGCCGAGCACAGAGUUACUAUUGCUAAGUUCAGUUGAAGUUAUAACUGCAAUUAACGUAAAUUAAUAAUUUUAUUUCAACAACAAUAUAAAGUACAUUACUGACUAUUAAUGAACAAUGGGUCCGCCGAAACGUUUCAAAAAAGACAACGAUAGAGGUAAAUGGAAAAAGCGUAAAGAAGAUCCUGAAGAGUAUAAUGACGACGAGUCUUUGGACGAUAACGAAGCUGAAGGUAUACCGGACGCAGCCAAAAAUGAUGUCGAAAAGCAAGAUGAAACAGCAUUAGAAGACGAGUUUGGCGCGAAAGAUUAUCGUUCGCAAAUGAUUCUAAAGCCAGAUUGCAUUUCGAGGCCACUUUGGGUGGCACCAAAUGGACAUAUUUUUCUAGAGUCUUUCUCGCCUGUUUAUAAACAUGCCCAUGACUUUUUGAUCGCUAUCUCAGAACCUGUGUGUCGUCCGGAACAUAUACACGAGUAUAAAUUAACCGCUUAUUCCUUGUAUGCUGCUGUUAGCGUUGGUCUUCAAACGCAUGAUAUUGUAGAAUAUUUAAAAAGACUCAGUAAGACCAGCAUCCCUGAUGGAAUUAUAGAGUUUAUAAAAUUGUGUACACUGUCGUAUGGCAAGGUAAAACUAGUGUUAAAACACAACAAAUAUUUUGUUGAAUCUCCCUACCCCGAUGUAUUACAAAAGUUAUUAAAAGAUUCAGUAAUUCAAGAAUGCAGACUGAGAAAGAAUGUAGAAGACGAGAAAGAGGAAAUAAUUACAAAUAUUCAAAGCAAAACAAAACUUCCGCAGUUUGGAGUAAAACCAACGACCACUGUUCCAGCUGUAACCCCCAAAACGACCGAAGUACCAAGUGAACAAGCUCCGCCGGAAACAGUUACCGUUCCUGAAGAUAUAACCACGUUUUACGAUAAAAUGGACAAAGAAGACGAAGAUGAAGAAGAAGAACAAGAAUUAAAAACCGUUAGUUUUGAAGUGAAUCAGGAAAAAAUAGAAGUCAUACAAAAGAGAUGUAUAGAGCUGGAGCAUCCCUUAUUAGCAGAAUACGAUUUCCGUAACGACACCGUAAAUCCAGACAUAAAUAUAGAUUUAAAACCAUCGGCUGUAUUGAGGCCCUAUCAGGAAAAGAGUUUGAGGAAAAUGUUUGGAAAUGGACGUGCUAGAUCCGGCGUUAUAGUUUUACCUUGUGGUGCCGGUAAAAGUUUAGUCGGAGUAACGGCUUGUUGUACGGUACGAAAACGUGCAUUAGUAUUGUGUAAUUCCGGAGUAUCGGUGGAACAAUGGAAACAACAAUUUAAGAUGUGGUCGACCGCAGACGAUUCGAUGAUCUGUCGAUUUACAAGCGAAGCCAAAGACAAACCUAUGGGAUGUGGAAUUUUAGUUACCACGUAUUCAAUGAUUACUCAUACUCAGAAACGUUCUUGGGAGGCAGAGCAAACUAUGCGAUGGCUUCAGGAACAAGAAUGGGGAAUCAUGGUCUUAGAUGAGGUGCACACAAUUCCUGCAAAAAUGUUCAGAAGGGUUUUAACGAUCGUUCAAUCUCACUGUAAAUUGGGUUUGACCGCGACGUUGUUGCGAGAGGACGAUAAAAUUGCUGAUCUGAACUUUUUGAUCGGACCUAAAUUGUACGAGGCCAACUGGUUGGAAUUGCAGAAGAGAGGCUUUAUUGCGAGAGUUCAGUGUGCUGAAGUUUGGUGUCCUAUGACGCCAGAAUUUUACAGAGAAUAUCUUGGUUGCAAAAUGAGUAAAAAGCUGUUACUCUAUGUGAUGAAUCCUAAUAAAUUUCGAUGUUGUCAAUACUUAAUACGAUACCACGAAAGACGCGGUGACAAGACCAUCGUUUUCUCCGAUAAUGUUUUUGCUUUGAAACAUUAUGCCAUUAAAAUGAAUAAACCGUAUAUCUACGGUCCAACUAGUCAAAGCGAACGAAUACAAAUUUUACAAAACUUUAAAUUCAAUACCAAAGUAAAUACGAUAUUCGUGAGUAAAGUGGCAGAUACGUCUUUCGAUUUACCGGAAGCCAAUGUUUUGAUUCAAAUAUCCUCGCAUGGCGGUUCACGGCGACAGGAAGCACAACGAUUAGGACGAAUUCUAAGAGCUAAAAAAGGUGCUAUCGCGGAAGAGUACAAUGCAUUCUUCUAUACCUUGGUAUCGCAAGACACAAUGGAAAUGAACUACUCGAGGAAACGUCAACGGUUUCUCGUGAACCAAGGCUACGCGUAUAAAGUUAUUACAAAGCUUGCUGGAAUGGACGAGGAGCCAGACUUGAUGUACGCAACUCGAGAGGAGCAGGGUCAUUUGUUGCAACAAGUUUUGUCUGCUAGUGAUAUGGACGCAGACGAAGAAAGAAUACCUGGAGAAGGACCGAGACCGAUUCUACGGAAAGCUGGUAACAUGACGUCGAUGUCUGGUGCAGAUGACGCAGUUUACUACGAGUACAAGAAAGCUCCUGGUUCAUCCACAGCGAAUAAACAUCCUUUGUUUAAAAAGUUCCGAACAUAAUUACCUUCGAUCGUAUAUGUAUAUAAAUAUAUUUUACAUUUAUUAUUAUUUAUGUGAUUGAUUAAAGAGUAACUUUCGUACGUGUGGAUUUUGUAUGUUUGAUAAAAAAGGAUAAAUUGGUCGAUCGAAAUUCUAAUUCCAUACCGUUCCCUUGGUAUUGUCAUGGACAAAGUUGUUUUUAGAACAUGUUUUCCGAAAGCGACAAUCAAUAAUCACACCGUCUAUAUCUCAAGCACUUCAUGCCUGUUAGUUCUCGGUAAACUUGAUACGCUUGCUCGUACGAUUUACGUGGCAGUAAUGCAAUUUACGCAAAUGUAAACCCGAUGGUCGGUUGACUCAAGUAAUGCGAUAAAGACAUUUCCAAUAAAUUUGUUGGCUCGAAGCGAUAACAUUUUGCUUGUACGUAUGUAUGUACUCGUAAUAUGGUAGGUAUUAUAGUAAUCGUAGGUA